Messenger RNA from Vitis riparia (riverbank grape), 3003 nucleotides. RefSeq names its product mechanosensitive ion channel protein 6-like. The transcript has 5 exons. Gene Ontology annotation, cellular component: plasma membrane. The record is from RefSeq and is a predicted model, not a curated record. Gene Ontology annotation, molecular function: mechanosensitive monoatomic ion channel activity. Bases 39 to 2723 code for a protein of 894 amino acids. Gene Ontology annotation, biological process: transmembrane transport; monoatomic anion transport. Lineage: Eukaryota; Viridiplantae; Streptophyta; Magnoliopsida; Vitales; Vitaceae.
CUGACGAUUCCAUUGGUGAACAACAGCAGCCGAUUUUGAUGCAUCACGAGGGUGACAGAAUGAGGUCAGGAGAUUCUGGCGAGGCUGAUCGGAAAGAGGUUAUAGUGAAGAUCGACGGCGAGGAUGAGGGUGGCGGAGGCCGCAGCAGCAGCGCCGGUAGUGGUGUCGGCGGCAGCAGUGGUAGCCGUGGUAGCGGUGCUAGCAAGAUAUGGAGAGAAUCGAGCUAUGACUUCUGGAGAGAUGAGUGCGAGACUGAACGAAAAAGUGGUCCGAGAUUUCAGUUCCAGCAGCCGUUGGCGACGGAGGAUCCACCGUCUAAGCUGAUUGGCCAGUUCUUACACAAACAGAAAGCGUUGGGUGAUUUUUCUCUUGAUAUGGAUAUGGAGAUGGAAGAGCUGAGAAAUGAGAGGAAGAAGCCUCCGAUACCAGAGAGUACCAUGCACCCAAAGAUGUCGUCCAGGGAGAUGAAGUUAUCGUUUCAACACCUGACCACCGGAGCAGCUGAAAUGAGUUCUGAAUCCGUUAGAAGAUCCUACAUGGAUAAGGAUGUUUCUGGUGAAGAUGGCAUUAGACAAGUCAGUUGUGACAAUCCAGACGGUGAAGUUUUGAGGUGUACUUCAAACAUGGAGUUUCAAAGGAAGUCGAGUUUGUUAAGAAACAAGACCAAGUCAAGGUUGGCAGAUGGUCCAGAAUAUGUAAUGAAGUCCGGUUUAUUGCCCAAAACACGUCUGUUUCCAAGGUCUGGGGUGUUCAAAUCAGGAUUGUUGGGGAUAUCUGAGGAAGACGAAGAAGAUCCGUUCGUCGUGGAUGACCUACCCGAGGAGUUCAAGGGGUCAAACUUUAGUGUUUGGACUAUUCUUCAAUGGUUGAUUCUCAUUUUGUUGGUGGUACUAUUAGUUUGUAGUCUUACGAUACAUCCAUUCAAGGGUAGGAUUGUUUGGAAACUCAGGUUGUGGAAGUGGGAGGUGAUGGUUUUGGUAUUGAUAUGUGGUAGAUUAGUUUCUGGCUGGGGGAUACGGCUCGUGGUUUUCUUUAUUGAAAGAAAUUUUCUUCUGCGGAAACGGGUACUGUAUUUUGUGUAUGGAUUAAGGAAGGCAGUUCAGAAUUGUCUGUGGUUGGGUCUUGUUCUGAUUGCUUGGAAUAUCAUGUUUGAUAGGAAGGUUAAGAGGGAGACAAAGAGCAAUGCCCUUAAGUAUGUGACUAAGACUUUGGUAUGCCUCUUGGUGGGUGUCAUGAUAUGGCUACUGAAGAGCCUCAUGGUUAAGGUCCUUGCAUCUUCUUUCCAUGUGAGCACAUUCUUUGAUCGAAUUCAGGAGUCUUUAUUUGAUCAAUAUGUGAUCGAGACUCUAUCAGGUCGACCUUCGCUUGAGAUAGAGCACCAUAAGGAUGAGGAGCAGAGUGUUUUGGCUGAACUUACGAAGUUUCAGAAUGCAGGAAUUACAGUGCCCCCUGAACUCAAGGCAGCCGCCCUCCCGCCAUCGGGUCGGAGGGUGAUAGGGAGCGGAGGUCUCCAGAAAGGCUCUGUAGUAGAAAGUCUAAGACUUUCAGGGACAAUUUCAAAAAUGCAAGAUGAGGGGAUAACGAUUGAUGACUUGCACAAGCUUAAUCAUGAGAAUGUUUCUGCCUGGAACAUGAAGAGGUUAAUGCAUAUGGUGCGCCAUGAGUCCCUUGCUACACUGGAUGAGCAAAUUCAUGGUUCAACUCAUGAGGACGAGCCUGCCACCCAGAUUAAGAGUGAAAAUGACGCAAAAAUUGCCGCAAGGAAAAUAUUUCACAACGUGGCCAAGACAAAUUGCAAAUUCAUUUACCUGGAGGACAUAAUGCGCUUCAUGCGAGAAGAUGAAGCUUUGAGAACCAUGAGUCUGCUUGAUCAAGGAGCAUCCCACAGUGAGAAAAUCAGCAAGUCGGCCCUGAAGAACUGGGUGGUUAAUGCUUUCAGAGAAAGGAGAGCACUUGCCUUGACAUUGAAUGACACAAAAACAGCCGUUAACAAACUUCAUCAAAUGGUGAAUGUUGUAGUUUUCAUAAUCGUAUUGAUCAUCUCGCUUCUUAUACUAGGGAUUGCAACAAAGCAAUUCAUGACCUACUUAAGCUCUCAGCUUCUCCUAGUCGUAUUUAUAUUUGGGAACACCUGCAAAAAUAUAUUUGAAGCCAUAAUCUUCGUAUUCGUGAUGCACCCUUUUGAUGUGGGCGAUCGGUGUGAGAUUGAUGGAGUUGAGUUGGUAGUGGAAGAGAUGAACAUCUUGACUACUGUCUUUCUAAGAGCCGACAACAUGAAGAUCGUGUUCCCAAACAGCACUCUUGCUACAAGGCCCAUUGGCAAUUUCUAUCGUAGUCCUGACAUGGGAGAUGCAGUUGAAUUCCUCGUCCAUAUUGCAACUCCAGCAGAGAAGAUUGCCAUGAUAAGACAGAGAAUAUUAAGUUACAUGGAGAGAAAGAAAGACCACUGGGCUCCUUCACCCAUGGUUAUUAUAAAGGACUUGGAGGGUUUGAACCAGCUGAGGAUGGCAGUUUGGAUGGGCCACAAAAUAAACCACCAAAAUAUGGGGGAGAGGUGGACAAGGAGAUACCUUCUGAUCGACGAGAUAGUGAAAAUUCUGAGGGAGGUCGACAUUGAUUAUCGCAUGAUACCAUUGGACAUCAACGUCCGCUCCAUGCCCAUGCCAUCCCCUGUGACAUCCACUCGCCUUCCCCCUUCCUGGACAGCUAGUGGCGGUCGCUGAUCAAAAGCUUAUAUCCUUCGCUUCUAUUCAGGUCCUUGAGAGGCUUCAUGGAGAAUACAGAGCUGCUCGUAGGAGAAUGGACGGAGGGUGAUGUUCCAUUUCUUCAUCGAUAGAUUUUCAACUUUUCUUUUUUUUUUUUUUUUUUUUUUUUUUGUUAUCGUUUGCCAUAUUUCCCCUCUGCAUUAUGUAAAUCACUCGUUGCUUGUCAUUAUAGAGCGGCAACUUCAAACAGAUGUAAGGAUCGGUCACUAUUUUGAAUGUCAUGCUUGAUUCUACACCA